CUUGAGAAAGAGGGAGAAAAUGGAGCAACCAUCUUCUCCAGGAACAAACCCAGUUGAGAUGAAAGAAUGCCUGGAAGAACUUGUGAAGUUCACUUUGGAGUCUUACAUUAACCAAACCCUUCAGCUUGAUCUUGCUCUCUCCAAAGACUUCUGCUCCUUUCUCCUUCAACAUGUUCCACUCACUUCUGAUUCUUGCGAUAAAGGAUCCCAGUAUCCUUUAUACAAACACCUGGCAUUAGCUUUAUACGAAUCGGUAACUUGUGCUGCAGCAUCGCGUGGGGCGUGUAGUGGUAUUGAGGACAGUGACCUGAAGAAGAGAGAAGAGUGGAAUGAAUUGGUUCUCAAAGAAGGAUCUGAAUUAGUAGAGCUUUUGAAGACCAUAAACUUCGAACUUCAUGUUCAAGAACCUUAUUUUACCCAAUUGAAAGAUGGCUUGAAAACUGUGGAAGGAAGGUGUGCCGUUGGUGACUACAAUAGAAUUGGUCCUGGAGCUUUGAUUCUUUUUAAUAAAUGUUUGGUGCUUGAGGUUCAGGACGUUAACCAGUACAGGUCAUUUUAUGAGAUGUUUCAAGCACAGAGUCUUGCGAAAGUCCUUCCCAGCGUAAAAAGCACUAAUGAAGGUAUUCAAGUGUACAGGAAGUUUUACACAGAAGAGAAGGAAAAGUCCAAUGGUGUCCUUGCUAUUUGUGUUGCAAAAUGGCCUGUCCAGCCCUUCUUUCAUAUGGCUAGAAUUCUCUCUGGAUUGAGUUAUGAGGGUCUUCAAAGCCUUCUAAGUCUCUAUGAUCGCACUUCAAAGGUUGCAGAUUCAUUGCUUCAAGCAAGACUUAGAUCUGAGCCAACUGUGACAAUGAUGUGAUAAUUUGUUUGUUUUCUUUCUGUAUUUGCAUACAUAGCCUUUGUCAAGAAAUUCUGUCAUAUUCAAUUGCAAAUUUGAGACUUUAACAUUUUUAACACAAAAUAGAGAAAUUCAUUCUUUGUUAGUUUUA
Messenger RNA from Pistacia vera, 986 nucleotides. RefSeq lists its product as uncharacterized. The coding region runs from base 20 to 856 and encodes 278 amino acids. The record is from RefSeq and is a predicted model, not a curated record. The transcript is spliced from 8 exons. NCBI's taxonomy places the organism in Eukaryota, Viridiplantae, Streptophyta, Magnoliopsida, Sapindales, Anacardiaceae.